CACCCCGCCAACCCCACCAUGUCGUCCAAGUCGCAAUUGACUUACAGCGCCCGCGCUCAAUCGCACCCCAAUCCUCUUGCGCGCAAGCUUUUCCAAGUCGCUGAAGAAAAGAAGAGCAAUGUGACCGUCUCCGCUGACGUGACCACGACAAAGGAGCUCCUGGACCUCGCCGACCGCCUUGGCCCCUACAUCGCCGUGAUCAAAACCCACAUCGACAUCCUCUCCGACUUCAGCCAAGAAACAAUCGACGGCCUGAACGCCCUAGCCCAAAAGCACAACUUCCUCAUCUUCGAAGACCGCAAAUUCAUCGACAUCGGCAACACAGUCCAGAAACAGUACCACAACGGCACCCUCCGCAUCUCGGAAUGGGCCCACAUAAUCAACUGCUCCGUCCUUCCUGGCGAGGGCAUCGUCCAGGCCCUCGCACAAACCGCCCAGGCCACUGACUUCCCCUACGGCUCCGAGCGCGGCCUCCUCAUCCUCGCCGAGAUGACCUCCAAGGGAUCCCUCGCAACAGGCUCCUACACCUCCGCCUCCGUUGACAUCGCGCGCAAGUACCCCAGCUUUGUUCUGGGCUUUGUCUCCACCCGCUCGUUGGGUGAGGUCGAGUCUACUGAGGCGCCCGCCCAGGGCGAGGACUUCGUCGUCUUCACCACUGGUGUCAACCUCUCGUCUAAGGGCGAUAAGCUCGGUCAGCAGUACCAGACACCGCAGUCGGCUAUUGGCCGCGGUGCCGACUUCAUUAUCUCUGGUCGUGGUAUCUAUGCCGCUGCGGACCCUGUUGAGGCUGCUAAGCAGUACCAGCAACAGGGAUGGGAGGCGUAUCUGGCCCGCGUGGGCGCGCAAUAGAGCGUGCAGUCCACGUUCCACUGUAGUUACAUGACUGGUGAUGCAUAAUGAAAAA
Molecule: messenger RNA, 904 nt
Organism: Penicillium crustosum
Lineage: Eukaryota; Fungi; Ascomycota; Eurotiomycetes; Eurotiales; Aspergillaceae
Gene: pyrG
Product: orotidine-5'-phosphate decarboxylase pyrG
Exons: 2
Coding region: 19-849 (276 amino acids)
Biological process (GO): 'de novo' UMP biosynthetic process; 'de novo' pyrimidine nucleobase biosynthetic process
Cellular component (GO): cytosol
Molecular function (GO): orotidine-5'-phosphate decarboxylase activity
Source: RefSeq, a predicted model, not a curated record